AUGUCUCUUCUUCGAUCUCUUCUUCUGGUUGUCAGCCUAGCGGCGAUCAUCUUUGCAGCUGAAGAUGAAGUAGCACCAGUCAACCCAUUAUUCCAGGUUUUAUCGCCCUCGCCUUCACUUUCAACUUCAAACCAAGGCGCUGAUAUUGCAAGCGGUGAGCGCGAAGACAAUGUAGGCGCCAGUGGUUCACUCAAAAUAGGUGGCUCUCUAGCUGGUGGCGUCUCUGAUGAUAAAGAUAGCAACAACCAAAAUGGACAAGAUGUUUCUAAUAUCGAACAGUUGAGUAUUGUGUCACCAGCCGUUGAACCUGUAAGCUCUGUCAAGCUAGUGAGUGUUGCUGAGCCAGCAACCUCUGCUGAACCGGCAGACGCUCCUGAGACUGUAAAGGUUGUCGAGUCUGUAGCAAACACUGCUGAGCCUGUAAGCAAUGCCGAACUUUUAGUUAAGGCUGCCGAGCCUUUAGUAGAGGCUGUUGAGCCUGCAGCAAAGGCUGUUGAGCCUGUAGUAAGCAAUGCCGAACCUGUAGUAAAGGCUGCUGAGGCUGAAAUCAAUGCUGAGCCUGUAAAAAUCACUGCUGAACCAGCAAGCACUGCCAAACUAAGCCCGAUCGAACCAGUAAGCUCUAUCGCAUCAGUGCCCGUAAUCGUGGCUGAGAAGGUAGAAACAUCUGCUCCCUCCGAGGAUCCUAUUGCCAUUCCCGAACUCCGAGGCUCUUUCACUCCUGUUAAAGCCUUCAGUUCUGCAUCAGUAUACACUAAACCAAUAUACGUAGCACCGGUGGUUAAAGUCAACCCUGGAAAUUAUGACUACAAAUACGGUCUCAUGCGCUAUGAAAACGAGUAUAUCCCAGAAGGAUAUCGUUACCUUUAUGAAACUGAAAACAAAAUAGCUGCCGGGGAAGAAGGACAUAUUGAGAGAAUUGAUAAUGAAAGAAGUGGUAUGAAGGCUAGGGGAUUCUACGAAUUCGUCGCCCCCGAUGGAGUUACCUACAGGGUGGAUUAUACAGCCGAUGAGCGUGGUUUUAUACCUCAAGGCGCUCACUUGCCU
Messenger RNA from Brenthis ino (lesser marbled fritillary), 1047 nucleotides. NCBI's taxonomy places the organism in Eukaryota, Metazoa, Arthropoda, Insecta, Lepidoptera, Nymphalidae. The record is from the annotation of a GenBank genome assembly.